Molecule: messenger RNA, 1752 nt
Organism: Dissoconium aciculare CBS 342.82
Lineage: Eukaryota; Fungi; Ascomycota; Dothideomycetes; Mycosphaerellales; Dissoconiaceae
Exons: 2
Coding region: 1-1752 (583 amino acids)
Source: RefSeq, a predicted model, not a curated record
AUGCCAACAGCGCCGCAUGAGGAUGCAAAGAUCACUGACGUGAAGCACCUCGCGUCGUACAAUUGGAUUGAAGCUCUCCAUCCCACGAUCGCGGUCCCAGGAAUGCCUCCGCGAUGGCUUGAUGUAUCAUUACCCAAACAGCUACCGAAAGACACUGGGCUAUUCUACAUCGCCCAGAAUGCCGCUCGGCACCCAAAAUACCCGAUGGAGCCGCUUUUUCGUGCCAUUCAGGAAGAACAUCCGAACUUCAAUUACGGAGAUGUCGGCAUCAUCAGCGAUCGAAACAACCUCCGCAAGCUGUUAUCCUUUGUUGAUCCCGCAACCAACAAACACGCUUCUGAUGACUUCACGAUCGACGCUGAAUGCAUCGGCGAUGCCGUUGUUCUCAACAGAGUUGAGGCUCACACCCAAGAAAUUAUUGGGCCGAACGACUUCCGUGGUUAUGGCCACGAAUUCGAAAAAGCAUACACGAAGUGUGAGAUCAGCGAGAGUACUGGUCACUACAGAGUGGUCGGCUACCAAUUUUUUGGAGUGAAUUAUCUUGUCAGACACGCGACUGAUGGAUUUGUCGGGGCGCACGGCGGGUCGGAUGUCGAUGACAGCGACAUAUUGGAUAAGCUCGUAGGUCUCUCCAUCGCUGCAUCGAAGAGUUGCAAAACAUCCGGCUCAGAUCUCAUCCUUGUCAAGCGCGGUAAAUUGGUACCGAUCGGGAACACCCUCGAGGUCAAGACUAGGGUCUCCCACAAACCCCUCUCGCUGCAAGAAGUUGUACCUCAGCUAUGGAUAUCCCAGACUCCUCUCUUGGUUCGUGCACUCUACACGAAGGGUCGUUUUCCAGUGCCAAACGUGGAGAAUGUCAAGGCAGAGAUUACGAUGUGGGAAAUUACUCAUCAAUCCAGUCUUCAGAAGCUGGCGAGAUUGAUGUCAAGAAUCAUAGAUGCCGUCAAGGACUUCAAGCAUGCAAAGAUAGAGUAUAGUGCUGCACAAAAAUUGCUGACCAUACGACCAGUUGAUGCCGUUGACAUGCUGCCAGAGGACUUAUAUCCCAUCUUGAUGGCUCCACCACCUUCUUCGAUCUCGCCUGAGGAGCCCGCAAAAUCUCCGACUUUGCUCCGGAUUGGCAGCGACACCUUUCGAGUGAACAUGGCCAAGUUCCCAGCUCUUCCGUCUUUUGCGCUUUCCGGGCACGAUUUAUCGUCCUCCGAAACAAAGCUCUACCGUUCGAUUCCAUAUUUCGACGUGUUGCUGAAAGGCGUGGACCUUGGCUUUCGGCAAUGCUUUCGCAGCCUCGGAACAAAUAUAUUUUCCUACCAAGCACUUUGUAAGACCAUCGAUGAGCUUGGCGUUGAUGUCCUGGAAAAUCAAACCCUGAACGAUAUCACGACGAAUUUGAAAGCUGGAAAAUCCGACGAUUACGAGGACACGACCGGCAACAAGAGGCUUGCAAGAGACUCGGCCUUCCGGUUGGUGUACUAUGUGCUCACCGACCGAUUCACCCCCGACUCGACGCUCGAGAAGAACAAGAUCUACAACGCGGUCCAAUUCGUCAUUUCGCAUUACCGAACCUUCGGGUACAAGAUCAGACACAUUACUCGCGCGGCAUUCGACCUCAAGAUCCCGGUCUCCUUCAAGCAGCGGGCGACCCUGGACAAGUGGUCGAAGGACAGUGACCAGGACGAAGAUGAUGCCACGACUGAAUCGGACUCGCCGUACAACUCCGGUUAUUAUGACUUCGAUUCUGACUCGAGCUGA